AUGAUUCAGAGACAAAACCGGCCGACUGACCGCCGCCGAAUUCUCACCUCUCCGGCGGUCCAUCCCUGCGAGAACAUCUCUCAGGCGACUCUGCUGGCCUCGCUGAUCCACCUCGCGGCGACGAUUUGCCAGCGCGGGAAACAAUUCGUGACACAGAGGAAGAAUGCUCGCAGAGCAAUUCGGAAAGUCGGGAUUCUCCUCAUGUUCUUGGAGGAGAUCAGAGACUGCGAGCUGGUUUUCUCGGACUCUGUUUUCCUCUGCUUCUCCGAGCUCCACCUCGCCUUCCAGAAAAUUCUCUUCCUGUUGGAAGAUUUGGGGCGGGAAGACGCCACGCUGUGGGUUCUGAUGAAGUCGGAAUUCGUGGCGGGACAGUUCAGGAUGCUGAUCGGGUCGAUCGCCACGGCGAUCGAGAUCUUACCGCUCGAUUCGAUGAACAUUUGCGGCGAGGUGAAGGAGUAUGUUGAGCUGGUGGUGAAGCAUGGGCGGAAUGGGGAAAUGGAGGUGGACCCAGAUGAGGAAUUGGUGGGGAAGCAGGUUGAAUCGGUGUUGAAUUGUUUUGAUAGAGGAAUCGAGCCCGAUUUCGAUUUCGUGAAGCGCAUUCUCGAUUUCGUCGGGAUCAGGACGUGGAGUCACUGCAACGGUCAAAUUGAAUUUCUGGAGGAGCAAAUCGAGCUUCGGAGCUCCGGUGGCGAGGGGGAACAACGAGAGGUGUCGUUCCUGAGUAGUUGGUUGGGAGUUUUGAGCUACUGCAGGGGAGUAAUUUUCUUCCAAACUCUGGAUUCUAAUGCAGGGGAAGAAGAACAGAGUGAGACCGGAAUCAUUUCGGAGAAGCUCGGCUGCUUAAACCCAGAAGAUUUCCGCUGCCCAAUUUCGCUCGAACUAAUGACCGAUCCCGUAACAGUAUCCACCGGCCAGACAUACGACCGAUCGUCGAUACAGAAGUGGCUGAAAUCGGGGAACACGACGUGCCCCAAAACAGGGGAGCGCCUGCAGAGCAAAGAGCUUGUCCCGAAUACAAGUCUCCGCAACGUAAUCCACCAAUUCUGCAUCGAUCGCGGCAUCUCCCUCCCGACAGCCGCAACCCAAGGCGGCUCGAACAUCGCCGGAACCAUAAACCCAGGAAGCAAUUCCGCCGCCGCGGCGAUGAGAUUCCUGUCCAGGUUUCUGGCAAGGAGGCUGGUUUUCGGAACGGAGGAGGAGAAGAACAAGGCGGCGUACGAGGUCCGAUUGCUUUCCAAAUCCAACAUCUUCAACAGGGGGUGUUUGAUUCAAGCAGGGGUAAUUCUCCCCCUGCUGAACCUCCUGAAUUCCUCUGCAUCUCAAGAGAACGCCAUUGCAGCCCUGUUGAAGCUCUCGAAGCACGCCGGCGGGAAGAGGGCAAUCGUCGAGAACGAUGGAAUUCGAUCGAUUCUAGCCGUUCUGAAAAACGGGUCGAGCUCGGAGUCGAAGCAAAUCGCGGCGGCGACGAUUUUCUACCUGUCGUCGGUGAAAGGGUACAGAAAGCUGAUCGGGGAAACUCCGGAAGCAAUCCCAGGGCUGAUUGAGCUUAUCAGAAGCGGAACCCACUGCGGGAAGAAGAACGCCGUGGUGGCGCUCUUUGGGCUUCUAAUGUACCAGGGGAACAGCCAGAGAGUGCUGAGGAACGGCGCCGUUCCAGUCCUAAUCGACGUCGUUUUGGGUUCCGACAAGGAGGAGCUCGUGGCGGAUUCGCUGGCGGUGCUGGCUUCCCUGGCGGAGACGGUGGAAGGGACGAUCGAGCUCGUGAGGAAUUCGGGUUUGGCUGUGGCGAUUAAGGGUCUGCAAUCGAUGCGGUCGGUGCGUGGUGGGAAAGAGCACUGCAUCUCGAUGUUGUGGUCUCUGUGCAAGAAUGGCGGAGCGGAAGUGGUGGAGGCGUUGGCGGGGGAGCAAUCGGUGAUGGGUUCGCUGUAUUCGGCGGCGACGGAAGGGAGUUCGGCGAGUGGGAGGGGAAAGGCGAGGGAUUUGAUCAAGGUUUUGCAGAGGUUCUGCGAGACGGGUGCUUUGGGGGAUUUCUUGGAUUCGGAUGGUCCAUGCGAAAGGCCUCAACUUCGUGAGUUGUGA
Messenger RNA from Linum tenue, 2079 nucleotides. The record is from the annotation of a GenBank genome assembly. NCBI's taxonomy places the organism in Eukaryota, Viridiplantae, Streptophyta, Magnoliopsida, Malpighiales, Linaceae.